ACAACUGCAUGGCGUCAUCGGUCAUGUGACGCAGAUACUUUUGUAGCAUUAAAGCGUUGUACGUCGGUGUGAAAAUACCAGUUUUGAGUUGUCAGGGUUGUUUUCGUUUGCUUUUUGCUGCUUCUGGCCACAGUUUGGUUUCCCACUGAAGAAGCUCGUCUCGAAUGUUCUCGAUGCCUGUGUUAGUAAAUGUGCUACCCUCAUUAGCUUUGGCUAAUAUCCCGGUGAAGUAAACUAGCUUUCGGAAAACUAUUGGUUCGUUUCCCGUUUUAUAAUAAAUAAAUGUAUAUAUCGAAAUGUUGGUCGGUAUCAGGGUGUCACGUCUUAUUUUAGUGAGACACAGUUAAUUCUUUAAAUCCUUCGUGGGUCCACUGUCGGCACUCCAGGCUGAGUUUUAAUCACGUCAGCUGCUGACAAAAUGAUGGAUUUCGACAACAUAUUGAACAUCGCCUCUGAAAACCAGGGCGGCAACGUUGUUCAGAAGAGAUACAGUUUGGAAGCUGGGCCACCCAAAAAGGACCCAAAGUCCAAAGGUGUCAAUCCUGCUGCUGUGCAAGCACUUCUAAAGAAGCGUUCACUUGACGCUAAAAUGAAAGAAAUGGAACAGAAGAAACAGAAGCAGGAACUUCUGGCCAAGAGAGUUGAAUUGAAGUCAGACCGUAAGGCACGAGCCAUGGCUUCUCGUACAAAGGACAAUUUCCACGGCUACAAUGGUAUCCCAGUAAUUCAGAGUCCUAAGAAGAGGAGAUCAAAGUCUGAAAUGCAAGAAGAAAAGAUGAGAAAUGCAGGACAGUACCAGGAUAUAGACAUGCUUGGUAAAGACACAUAUGACCCAGAGGACGAGGAUGAUAAUUUUGAGUAUGACCAAACUGAUUCAGAACCGGAGCCAGAGCCACUAAGAGCAGGAAAAAUCAUAGAUGUUGGUGAGAGUAGCAGUAAACCCUUCCCUAAAAAACAAAAUGAAGCACCCAGGCGCCCACCACCUCCAAUGAAAUUUGCAGACUUACUUAAAUUAGCAGAAGAGAAGCAGUUUAUACCAGUUGAGCUAAAACCCAAGAUUGUAAAAACGGAUGAAAGGCCCCGAACUGCUGAGGAGAUAAGGGAGCUGGAGAUGGAACGCAAGGCAAAAAGGUGGGACAAAGACAGGGACCCUCGUGCAGAGAGAGAAAGGGACAGUAGGUAUCAUUCUGUCUCUAAGACAAUGAAAAAGGGAACAUCAGAGAAGGAGCAGAAGCAUCUGAAACAACAACAGAGUUCUGCAGAAAAGUCCAGUCCCCUUACUUUUUCAGAAAAGAAGUCACACUUGACACCAAAGAGUGAUAAAGGGCAGUCUUCUACUCGGGCUUCUAAACCAAAGACACCGCAUGGUGAUAGAGACAGAUCCAAGAUACAUAUGUCAAACUCUUCCGGUGCUACAAAUGAUAAAAUCUCUUCAAAAGCAGCAUUCCUUCCAGGGUCAUCCAAACAAGAGGGCUCCAAGCCCUCAUUUAGCCACAGAUCCACCCCGUCAAGUGACCUUGGCCUAAAAAAACAGAGUGUACCUCAAGGAAGAUCUGCAGCUCUUCCUGGGAUGAGGCUUCCUGGAACAUCUGUGUCAGCCCAGAAAUCUCACCAGGGAUUUCAGUCCAAGUCUGUUCAAGGUAGUUUAUUGAAGCAAGGACCUUCAGAUGGAGGCAAUAGGCCAAGAAAGGAUGAACCCCUUAGACCAGGAAUUAAUUCCAAUAUAAAAUCAAGUUGCAGUGCAUCAAGACCUUCGCUUGACACUUCAGUCAAGCCAGGUUGUAAUCCUCAGGCAAGACCGACAGGCAUGGUUCAGUCAAAACCUAAUGGAUCUUCACAGGCAAGAACUGUUGGGACUACUCAGCAGCGUCACUCUGGAAAUGUUGGGGCACAACUUACUGGGAAUGAAUCUCGACAAACUGGUCGUGACUGGGUACGAACUGAUGAUGGAGUACGAUUACCUGGACGUCCUGGUAGUGAUGGGGUACAAUUUCCCAGACGGCCUGGCGGUGGCGGGGGAGCAUCUCCCAGACACCCUGGUGGUGGCGGGGGACCAGCUGCUGGACGGCCUGGCGGUGGCAGGGGCCAAGCUCCCGUACAGCCUGGUGGUGGUGGGAGACCAGCUGCCGGACGAAUGUCUGGUGGUGGCGGAGGAGCAGCUGCUGGACAAAUGUCUGGAAGUAUUGGAUCAGGACCCGGGAGAUCCAAGUGCACUGUGGUUUCGGAGACCAUUUCAUCCAAGAAUGUUUAUGGAGCCAGACAAGGGCCAAUACCACGUGAGGGCAUGCAGCAGAGACCUGGUGUACCACCAAGACCAGGAAUGCAAAACAGACCAAUGAAUAGACCACCAGGUCCAGUGUUGCCACCGAUUACCUCUGCGUACAAGAGGAAGUAUGAGGAUGAAGAAGAUGAAUACGACUCUGAGCUAGAUGAUUUUAUCGACGACGAAGGUGAACCGCAACAUGAGAUUUCCAAACACAUUAAGGAAAUCUUCGGUUAUGAUCGAACGAGAUACAAAGAUGAAAGUGACUAUGCACUUAAGUUCAUGGAGAGCAGCUGGAAAGACGUGCAGAAAGAAGAAGCCCGGAGCUUGAGAUUAGCUGUGCAAGAAGAUCUGGAGGAGGAGAGAAAAGAGGAAGAGGAGAUGAAAAGACGAGCAAAGAAGACAAAAAGGAACUGAAACCCGCCUUUGUCUCAAUGACUGAAUCUGUUUUAAACCUUUCUUCUUUUGUACGAGGAAAAAAAUGGGAGACAAAAUCAUUGCCACCUUCAACGAAUGGGAAAAGUCCUGCAGAAACGACUUAUUCCUCGACAUCUGCGCCCCAUGUUUGUGUGGGUGUGAAUUGGGCAGAGUACUCUGAGGUUUGACACAAACGUUUGGGUUGUAGCUUUUAUUUGCUUGUGUAUUUUUAACGUCAUCAACUGAGAAGUGUAUGACAAUCUUAAGCUCAUAAAACAGAACCUGUCUUGUACAGCUUGAGUUUAAUUUUUUUUUAAAAAUUAAAGGAAGUCAACAUUUCUUGAUAUUGUGUUGCGAAUAUACUAUUUUGUGUUUAAAAUUAGUUCAAAUAUAACAGCUUAACAAGUAACUGUUCCAGAUGGCAUUGUUUUCCUGGGUGCAAUUUUUAUCCCUCUAGCUGGCUUUCUAAAGUGGGAGAGGACGUUUGUCAUGCAAAAUUUUUGCUGGUCUGAUCCAAGUGGUCAUUUGAGGCCCUCCCAAAAAUACAAAAAGUUGCAGUUCCCUGACUGUCCGUUUGAAGCUACCUCCAAAACAGUUGACUUUUUUUUUUUUUUUUUAAACUAAUGGAUAAAAGUGCACUCUGGUGAUAAAUGCCGGGCUUGUUGGCAUUAGCAGUGGCCAAACCUAAAAUGUCAAUAAGUGGCUUUUUAUAAACUGAGGCUUCUCUUUAAAAAAAAAAAAAAAAAGUUGGUUGAAUCUUUUUUCCAUUUGGUAAUCUUGCUACAUAUUACAAUU
Thalassophryne amazonica is the source of this 3475-nucleotide messenger RNA. It is a transcript of the gene spty2d1, whose product is annotated as SPT2 chromatin protein domain containing 1. Gene Ontology annotation, molecular function: DNA binding; histone binding. Bases 419 to 2680 code for a protein of 753 amino acids. Gene Ontology annotation, biological process: regulation of DNA-templated transcription; nucleosome assembly. The record is from RefSeq and is a predicted model, not a curated record. NCBI's taxonomy places the organism in Eukaryota, Metazoa, Chordata, Actinopteri, Batrachoidiformes, Batrachoididae. Gene Ontology annotation, cellular component: nucleolus. The transcript is spliced from 6 exons.